Molecule: messenger RNA, 3568 nt
Organism: Paramecium octaurelia
Lineage: Eukaryota; Ciliophora; Oligohymenophorea; Peniculida; Parameciidae
Source: the annotation of a GenBank genome assembly
AUGAACAUAGUUGAGUACAGAAAGCAUCAGAAUGAAAACUAAAUCAGAACUUGUUGUUGCAAAAGAAGAGCCCCUUGGGAAUUACAACCAGACAGAAAAGUAUUGCAAGCAUUUAAAUUCUUAGAUUCUGAUUGGUACUGCAGAUAAAAAUAUUCCCAAUAAUAGAGUUGAGACUUCGAAGUAUAAUAUGCUCACAUUCAUACCCAAAAACUCAUUGGAAUAAUUUAUGAAAGCUUCCAAUUUGUACUUUCUGCUUUUAGGCGUCUUGUAAUCAGUUUGAAUUCAAUUUAGUCAAAUCCAACCUUCAGUCACCACUACUGAUGGACAACCCACUGUUUAUCUGCCUCUGUCCUUCAUCAUUAUGGUCAGCAUGAUCAAGGACUUUUUUGAAGACUUUAAAAGGUACCUCAAUCAUCACCAUUAGACACCGAGCAGAUGAUGAAGAAAACAAUCGGACAGUACAGAAAUAUUCGCUUCGAACAGGAGUUUUUGAGUAUGACAAAUGGUAGAAUGUGUAUGUUGGAGACAUCAUAAGAAUUGCAAAUAAAUAGGUUUGAUUUUAACUUAAGAGUAGAGAAUUCCUGCUGAUAUUAUUAUCUUAGCUACUUCCAAGGGAGGAGAAUGCUUUGUAGAAACGAAGAAUCUAGAUGGCGAAACCAAUCUCAAACCCAAAUAUGCACAUCCAUAAUUGCAAACCUUAUACAAAUAGCUAAAUGAAAAAGAGUUACCUUAUAAUUUGUAACUUUCAAAUAAAAUAUCUUAGAUUUGUAACAAUGGAUUUUGAACGUCAAAAUCCUUUAAUGUACAAAUUUAAGGGUAGCUUCAAUAUUGUUAAUGAAAAUAAAGAAUUACCCAAGGAAGCCUUGAAUUAUGAAAAUUUCUUAGAAAGAGGGUGUUCUCUAUAGAAUACUGACUGGAUUUUGGCAGUUACUGUAUAUACUGGACAUGAUACUAAGAUUAUGAUGAACUCUAUUAUAGGAAAGAUGAAAUAUAGUAUAGUUGAGAUAUUAAUGAGUGAGUAGAUUUUAUGGGUACUCUUAUUUUUGUUGUUUGAAUGUAUUUUUGCAUCAACAUAUUAUAAUGUAUGGUACUAAAGAAAUAUGAAUGAAUUGCAAUCAUAUUUGAAUAUUGAUAAAGAUGCUCCAGAAAACAAUUCCUUUUACAAUUUUGUGUUAAGAUUUGCAAUGUGGUUUUUAUUAUUAGGUAACAGUGUCCCAAUAUCGUUGUUGGUUACUUUAGAAACAGUCAAGUUCUUUUAAGCAUAAAUGAUUUAAUGGGAUAAGAAUUACCUAACACUUGAUCGACCUGCUGCAGUUCAUUCCUCAAAUUUGAGUGAAGAAUUGGGAGUUAUUGAAUAUAUAUUCAGUGAUAAGACUGGAACAUUGACUCAGAACAUUAUGAAAUUUAAAUCUCUUAUUAUUGAUGAAGUUGUCUAUGGGGAUAUCGAGGAAUAAAAUCAAAAUUAAUAAGAUGUAAUAGAUGAAAAACCCUUUUAAGAAAAGCAUAGAAUUGUAUCUUAAAAUGUUGAUUUCACAGAUGAUGCCCUGUAUUCUGAAUUGAUUUCUGAAUUUAUGAAUAAAAAAUCAGCUAGAAAUUUCACAAAUAACGACCAUGUAUUCCUAAGUCUCCUUUGUUUAUCCUUGUGUCACACAAUUCAAACAGAAUUAGUCGAGAAUAUCGAAUCUGAGAUUUAAUAUAAUGCUAGUUCUCCAGAUGAAUUAGCUUUGGUUAGCUUUGCAGCUGAGAUGGGAUUUAAGUAUAUUGGAAAAGAAGAUAAUGUAAUGAAAGUUUACAUAAAACAUACAAAAGAAAUUUUAAAGUUUUAAAUUUAGUAGGUUAUUGAGUUUAAUAGUACUAGAAAGAGAAUGUCAAUAGUGUUGAAGGAUUAAAAUGGAAGAUUGACUUUAUUUUGUAAAGGAGCAGAUAAUAUUAUUUUAUCUAUGUUGUAAGAUUUUGAGGAAAAUGAUACUAUAUAGAAAAAUAUCCUAUUUGAAAUCAAAAAGUAAUUACAAGAAUAUGCUACUAUUGGACUUAGAACUCUAGUAUUGGGAUACAAGGAAUUGGAGUAAAAAGAAUAUGAAAAGUUCUUAUCUGAAUAUAAUAGAGCAUAAUCCAUUUUAGAUGAUGAUUAAUUAAGAGAAUCACUUAUGAAUCAAUUAGAAGAAAUGAUUGAAAAUAAUUUAUAGUUAUUAUGUGCAACAGCUAUCGAGGAUAAAUUAUAAGAUAAAGUUGGAGAAGUAAUUGCUGAUUUAAAAUCUGCUGGAAUAAAUGUAUGGGUAUUGACUGGAGAUAAGAUAGAAACAGCUAUUAACAUUGGAUUCUCAUGUAAAUUGCUUACAGAUUAGGUGAAAAGAUUUAUUAUAGAUGGAGAUUAGGAAGGAUAGGUCGAAAGAUAAUUAGCCAAAGUUACCAAUAGUAUUAAUGAACAUCCUGAUGAGCCUUUAUCAUUGAUAGUAUCAGGAGUGGCUCUUGUUAUAAUCAUACACAACUUUAAAGAAGCUUUUUUUAAGGUGGCUUUGAAGGCCAAUGCUGUGAUGGCUUGUAGAGUUUCUCCAAAAUAAAAAUAAGAAAUUGUGAAUUUGGUUAGGAGAUAGACUGGCAAAAUAACAUUGGCUAUUGGUGAUGGGGCAAAUGAUGUUGCUAUGAUCACCUAGGCCCAUGUUGGUAUAGGAAUUAGAGGUUUAGAAGGGUAGUAGGCAGCUAAGGCAAGUGAUUAUGCUAUUGGAGAAUUUAAACAUUUAAGAAGGUUGUUGUUUUAUUCUGGACACGAAUCUUAUAGGAAGAACAGCAAUUUAAUUCUAUUUAACUUUUACAAGAAUUAAUUAUACAUUGGAGCAUUUUUCUUUUUCGGCUUUUCAAAUGGAUUUAGUGGAUAAAAUCUGUAUGAUUAAUGGCUUUCUCAAAUUUUUAAUGUAUUCUUUACAAGUUUACCAAUCAUUCUAUAUGCUUUAUUUGAUGAGAAAUAUCCAAACUCAAAUUAUAUGCAAUUGGUUUAAGAUAAGUCAAAUUUCCUGGAAUCCAGACCUGAUAUUUAUAGAGAGUACUUGACUAAGCCUAUCUUUAACUUAGUGUCCUUUUGGAAAUAAUUCUUAUGGGGACUGUUGUAAUCAAUAUUGUUAAUGAUAAUUUCAUUUUAUGCAUUUGAACCUGUUUCACCACAUAUUCAUGGGUAGAAUUCUACUUACUUAGAAGCUGGAAUGACUAUAAUGAGUGCAGUUGUUAUUAUUGUAAAUUUUAAAGUGCUACUACUACACAAUACUGUAAUAAUAUUAAUAAUUUGUAGAAUUAUCCAAUCAUAGUCUAUAUUAAUAUUGGAUCAACCACCUGCUUUAUAUUAUUAUUCUUACUUUUCUCGCAAUACCCCUUUUUUGAAAGCUUUGAUCUCUUUCAAAGAUUGUAUGAGUGCUUUAAUUACUAUAUGGCAAUGAUAUUGAUGUUGACUGUUACCAAUUUCUUUGAUCUCGGGAGACAGAGAUAUAAUUACUUUGUGGAUUAACAAAGAGAACAUCAGUUAAACAACCCACCAACUUAAUUAGAAAUUGAAAUGUGAUAUAUAUAAAUUAUAUUU